AUGCACCGACUCUAUCGGGACGUGAGACAAAUGAAACGACGAUCACGUGACCAGAAGCGAUCGGAUUUGGAUUUUCUCACUCGUAAUGCGGUCAUUCACGAACGAAUGCGAUCGAUCGGUACGGAACAGAGGCGUUUAAGUUCACGCGGAUCGUGGACACGACGAGUGUCUAAUGAGCUCAGCGAACCCAACAAGAUGGACGGGGAGAUGCCAACGUCAAAUCGGAUUGGGAUGUUGCCGGGACGGGAUCGAUUGCCGACGAUUGAUGAACGUGGUCCCUUGGUGGAACAUCGACAACCGAUCGUGAAGGAAACGGAAAAUAAGUUGGUAAGCUUAUUGGAUGCAACUUCUGCGCAUUCAACACGAGUAGCGUCAUUUUAA
Messenger RNA from Echinostoma caproni, 381 nucleotides. Lineage: Eukaryota; Metazoa; Platyhelminthes; Trematoda; Plagiorchiida; Echinostomatidae. The record is from the annotation of a GenBank genome assembly.